This is a messenger RNA of Brassica napus (rape), 2901 nucleotides long. Its product is annotated as probable LRR receptor-like serine/threonine-protein kinase At1g51860. The record is from RefSeq and is a predicted model, not a curated record. Gene Ontology annotation, molecular function: ATP binding; protein kinase activity. The transcript has 13 exons. Bases 1 to 2775 code for a protein of 924 amino acids. Gene Ontology annotation, biological process: protein phosphorylation. NCBI's taxonomy places the organism in Eukaryota, Viridiplantae, Streptophyta, Magnoliopsida, Brassicales, Brassicaceae.
AUGAAGACUUUGCACAAAGUUGACCAAUACAUAUGUUACCUCAAUUUCUUGCUUAUCAAAAGCAAUGAACUAAGAAUAAUAGUCUCCUCUAAAUCUGAUUCAGCUAUUCAAGAAGAAAUGAAGUUUCUUGAUUGGUUUCUUCUUCUCUUGAUCAUCGCUCUUACCAUUCUGAGAUCAGUCCAAGCUCAAAACCAAGCAGGAUUCAUCAGCUUGGAUUGUGGAUUGGUUCCAAAGAACACCAAUUAUGUAGAGAAGACGACUAAUAUAACAUACAAAUCAGAUGCGGAUUACAUUGAUAGUGGAUCGGUCGGGAAGAUUAAUGAUGCAUACAAGACUCAGUUUCAGCAACAACUUUGGUCGUUGAGAAGCUUCCCUGAGGGUCAAAGAAACUGCUACAACGUCAACGUCACAGCGAAUAGCAAAUAUCUGAUCAGAGGAAGCUUUGUGUAUGGGAACUAUGACGGCCUUAAUGAACUCCCUAGCUUUGAUCUUCAUAUUGGUCCUAACAAAUGGUCUUCUGUUACAAUAGAAGGAGUAGCAAAUUUUUCAAUGACCGAGAUCAUCCAUGUCGUAACACAAGAACGUCUUCAAGUUUGUCUUGUUAAGACAGGACCAACAACACCGUUCAUCUCAUCGCUUGAGCUUCGUCCAUUGAAUAAUAAAAGUUACGUCACACAAACCGGGUCAUUGCAGCGCUUCGCCAGAAUAUACUUUUCAAGCAGUUCAAGGGUCAUAAGGUAUGAUGAGGACCAAAACGACCAAGCAUGGAGUCCAUUCUUGAAUUCUGUUACCUCAACGAUAAGCACUGAUCUCAAAGUUGAUACAAGUCUAAGCUUCUACGAGGUUCCUCAAGCCGUGAUAAAGACUGCUGGUGUCCCAGCAAAUGCUAGUGAGCCAUGGAGCAUAUGGUGGACUCUUGAUGAACCCACUGACCUCUCAUAUGUAUACAUGCAUUUCGCCGAAGUCCAAACUCUAAAAGCCAAUGACAUUAGAGAGUUUAACAUUACUUACAACAAUGGUAUUAUUUGGUACCCCUUUUUAAGGCCUAAAAGUCUAAAAAUUUCAUCGUUCGCCAAUCCAAGGGCCAUAAGUUCUCCUGAUGGGAAAUUUAAUUUCACUUUUACAAUGACUGGUAACUCAACUCUUCCUCCACUUCUCAACGCACUCGAGAUUUAUACAGUUGUAGACAUUCUACAGCUUGAGACAGAUAAGGAUGAAGUUUCUGCUAUGAUAAACAUCAAGAAGACAUAUGGUUUAAGCAAAAAGAUAAGCUGGCAAGGAGAUCCGUGUGUUCCUCAGCUUUACCUGUGGGAAGGUUUGAACUGUAGUUAUCCUGAUUCUGAGCCAUCACGGAUCAUAUCCUUGAAAUUGAAUGGGAGCGAGUUGAUCGGUACCAUAACAUCUGACAUAUCCAAGCUAACACAGCUAAUAGAGCUAGAUUUGUCAAAUAAUGAUUUAUCAGGAGAGAUUCCAGCAUUUUUUGCUGAUAUGAAGUUGUUGAAACUCAUAAACUUGAGUGGAAACCCGAAGCUUAAUCUCACAGUUCCAGCCUCUCUUCAGGAACGGCUAAACAGCAAAUCUUUAACACUUAUUUUGGGUGAUACCCUGAAUCCGACUGUGAAAGGCAAGAGUAGUAAGACUCCAGUGGCUGCUAUCGCAGCGUCAGUGGCUGGAGUGUUCGUUCUGGUAGUUAUCUUGGCCAUUUUCUUCGUUGUUAGAAAGAAAAAAACAAAAACCAACGCUGCUCCAGGACCCCCAUCAGCCAGUCCCGGUAUAGCUAAGAGUGAGACAAGAUCAUCCAAUCCAUCAAUCAUAUCAAAGGACCGUAGGAUCACCUACUCCGAGGUACUGAGGAUGACUAAUAACUUCCAGAGGGUUCUUGGCAAAGGAGGGUUUGGAACAGUGUAUCAUGGAAACUUGGAUGAUGCUGAAGUUGCUGUGAAAAUGCUCUCUCAUUCAUCAGCACAAGGUUACAAAGAAUUCAAAGCAGAGGUGGAGCUUCUUUUAAGAGUUCACCACAGACAUUUGGUGGGACUUGUUGGGUACUGUGAUGACGGAGAUAACUUGGCUCUCAUCUAUGAAUACAUGGCAAAUGGAGACCUGAGGGAAAACAUGUCUGGAAAACGAGGAGGCAAUGUCCUAACCUGGGAGAACAGGAUGCAAAUAGCUGUAGAGUCAGCUCAAGGAUUGGAGUAUCUGCACAAUGGAUGUAGGCCUCCUAUGGUCCAUCGAGAUGUGAAAACUACCAACAUCUUGUUGACUGAGCGGUACGGAGCAAAACUAGCCGACUUUGGUCUCUCGAGAUCCUUCCCUAUCGAUGGUGAAUGUCAUGUCUCCACAGUGGUUGCAGGCACACCAGGCUAUCUAGACCCUGAGUACUACAGAACAAAUUGGCUAAGCGAGAAGAGUGACGUGUACAGCUUUGGGGUAGUGCUACUAGAGAUAGUCACAAACCAGCCUGUAAUAGAUAAAACUCGAGAGAGACCUCAUAUCAAUGAAUGGGUUGGGUUCAUGCUCACCAAAGGAGACAUCAGGAGCAUCAUUGACCCGAAAUUGAUGGGGGACUAUGACACAAACGGUGCUUGGAAGAUCGUAGAGCUGGCUAUGGCUUGUGUGAACCCCUCUUCGAACCAGAGACCAAAAAUGGCACACGUUGUGAUGGAGCUAAACGAGUGUGUGGCCUUGGAAAUUGCGAGGAGACAGGGUAGUCAAGAGAUGUACUCAAAUAAUUCGGUUGACUAUAGUCUCUCUGAGUUUGCCCCUGGAGCUAGAUAACUUGAAAAUGUGUUUGAUGUGAUUUUAUGGAGAACUAUUCGGUUUGUUGUUGUUUGUUUUGCUUUCCGUUGUGAAACUCUACAGUUUCUGUUUUGGCAGAAGCAAUGUACGUUCAAUAUAUUUGAA